Molecule: messenger RNA, 4535 nt
Organism: Mirounga angustirostris (Northern elephant seal)
Lineage: Eukaryota; Metazoa; Chordata; Mammalia; Carnivora; Phocidae
Gene: FEM1C
Product: fem-1 homolog C
Exons: 2
Coding region: 1-1854 (617 amino acids)
Molecular function (GO): protein binding
Source: RefSeq, a predicted model, not a curated record
AUGGAUCUAAAGACAGCAGUAUUUAACGCAGCUCGGGAUGGCAAACUCCGGCUUCUCACCAAGUUGUUGGCAAGCAAAUCCAAAGAGGAGGUUUCCUCCUUGAUCUCUGAAAAAACAAAUGGAGCCACGCCACUCCUGAUGGCCGCCAGGUAUGGGCACCUGGACAUGGUGGAGUUCCUCCUAGAGCACUGCAGUGCCUCCAUAGAAGUGGGGGGCUCGGUCAAUUUUGAUGGCGAAACCAUCGAGGGGGCCCCCCCGUUGUGGGCAGCCUCUGCCGCGGGACAUCUGAAGGUGGUGCAGUCUUUGUUAAAUCAUGGGGCGUCUGUCAACAACACAACUUUAACCAAUUCCACCCCCCUUCGAGCUGCCUGUUUCGAUGGCCAUUUGGAAAUAGUGAAGUACCUUGUGGAACACAAAGCUGACUUGGAAGUGUCCAACCGACACGGGCAUACGUGCUUGAUGAUUUCGUGUUACAAAGGACACAAAGAGAUUGCUCAGUAUUUACUUGAAAAGGGGGCAGAUGUUAACAGAAAAAGCGUUAAAGGUAAUACUGCAUUGCAUGAUUGCGCAGAAUCUGGGAGUUUGGACAUCAUGAAGAUGCUUCUUAUGUAUUGUGCCAAGAUGGAAAAGGAUGGUUACGGGAUGACUCCCCUUCUCUCAGCGAGUGUUACUGGUCACACAAAUAUUGUGGAUUUUCUGACCCACCAUGCACAGACCAGCAAGACAGAACGGAUCAAUGCUCUAGAGCUUCUGGGAGCUACAUUUGUAGACAAAAAGAGAGAUCUGCUUGGGGCCUUGAAGUACUGGAAAAAGGCAAUGAACAUGAGGUACAGUGACAGGACUAAUAUAAUUAGCAAACCAGUACCACAGACACUAAUAAUGGCUUACGAUUAUGCCAAGGAGGUGAACAGUGCAGAAGAGCUGGAAGGCCUUAUCGCUGACCCUGAUGAGAUGAGAAUGCAGGCCCUAUUAAUUAGAGAACGUAUUCUUGGUCCUUCUCAUCCUGAUACCUCUUAUUAUAUUCGAUACAGAGGCGCUGUCUAUGCAGACUCUGGAAAUUUCAAACGAUGCAUCAACCUCUGGAAGUAUGCUUUGGAUAUGCAGCAGAACAAUUUGGAUCCUUUAAGCCCCAUGACCGCCAGCAGCUUGUUAUCUUUUGCAGAACUGUUCUCCUUUAUGCUCCAGGAUAGGGCUAAAGGCCUGCUGGGCACCACCGUUACGUUUGACGAUCUUAUGGGCAUCCUGUGCAAAAGCGUCCUUGAAAUAGAGCGAGCUAUCAAACAAACUCAGUGUCCGGCUGACCCGUUACAGUUAAAUAAGGCUCUUUCCAUUAUUUUGCACUUGAUUUGCUUGUUAGAAAAAGUUCCUUGUACUCUAGAACAGGACCAUUUCAAAAAGCAGACUAUCUACAGGUUUCUUAAGCUGCAUCCGAGGGGGAAGAACAACUUCAGCCCGCUUCACCUGGCCGUGGACAAGAACACCACGUGUGUCGGCCGGUACCCCGUGUGUAAAUUCCCGUCCCUGCAAGUCACGGCCAUACUGAUCGAGUGUGGCGCCGACGUGAACGUCAGAGACUCCGACGACAACAGCCCCCUGCACGUCGCUGCUCUGAACAACCAUCCCGACAUCAUGAAUCUCCUUAUCAAAUCAGGUGCACAUUUCGAUGCCACAAACUUGCACAAGCAGACUGCCAGUGACUUGCUGGACGAGAAGGAGAUCGCUAAAAAUUUGAUCCAGCCCAUAAAUCAUACCACCCUGCAGUGUCUUGCUGCUCGUGUCAUAGUGAAUCAUAGAAUAUGUUAUAAGGGGCAUAUCCCAGAAAAGCUAGAGACCUUUGUUUCGCUGCACAGAUGAUAAUCUGACUGUCGCGUCGCCCUCUUGAAAGCACGGGUCGCUGACAGUCGCCUCAUACGUGAGCACUGUUGUGAGAACACCAGCAUUCACUUAGCUUGAUGUCCUCGUGCUGUCAUUGGCUAAAGCAUUAGAAGCGUCAACUUUCCAGGAUUGGUUUCCCAGUAUCUAAUAUCAAUAUACCAUAUAAUAUAUUCUUUGCGAAUUACUGAGAAAUGUAAUGUCCUAUUCGAAUUUCUAAAAUUGUCUGCCAAAGGCUUAUCUGUUCUGGUUCUGUUUGCUGUUGGGCGUUUGGGACAGAGGUCACCGUUUCUCAGUGGUGUCUUUAUACUUUACUGGUUUGUGAAUUUUAUACAAUUGAAGGUCUUUCUUUCUUUUUUUCCCCCCUGCUUCUUCCUUCUCUUGUCCAAGCUGCUUCCCUCUUUCCACUUGAUUUACUUCCUCACCAUUUCUGCUUACCGGUGUUUUCCCCCUUACGGGCCCAUGCUAGGUUGUACACCCUUUAUGGACCUGUUACCAUUUGCAAUUACCGUAAGUGCUUUAUCUCCUCUAUGCAGCGGCUUAAACUUGACUGUUGUAUGUUAGCACAUUUUUCUAUGCAGCAGUUGGUCAACUUCAGCUCAAAACACUGUUACGUUUGUUACAAAGUUCAUUUUUUUUGAAAGUAGUACUCUUUGUAGCAUGACAAUUUUUUAGAGCUACAGCUUAGCUCCCUGAGCUCAGGCUUUUCUGUUUGUUUGGUUUUUCUUCUUCUUCUUCUUCCGAGGUUUCUCUCUCUAAUCCACUGAAAUUAUUGUGUGCUAAAUUUGGGAAACAGAUCUCUUCUAACUCAUUAACCCAGUUGAAAUUUAGGUCUGUCAUUUUAAUAUAUCAUGCAGUAAAAGGAAGAAUCUUUACAAAGUGACCCACCUUUCAUGCUGCUAUAGCGUUGUCCUGCUUGUGCUGAUGAUGUGAUUAGGUGUUAGAGAAUUUGCUUCAAUUUAACCUCAGAGUUGAUCACACAGCUUUAAUGAGUCCCGUUGAACUAUUCAGCGAUCGAUCACUUUUAGUUACAAAAAGAGCUACAGCAUGUCAGGGGCAUGAUGCUUGCUGAGCCCGAUCUGGGCAUCUAGGAUAAUUAAGGUAUUUUUGUAUGCAAUUUACUGCCAUAGUAUCCAAGGUCAGUAACAGUGUCCUUCCUUUCAAGGUAACUUUGCAUGAAUUACUUUGGUCUCAGUUAUUCGGCACCCUAGUUAAUAAACACAAAAGGUUGCAGUGCUUCCUGUCCCCUUACUGGAAGUUACCUUUGCUCUGCUUUUCUUUCUGUAUGGUUUUUUGUUUUGUUUUGUUUUUGGUUUGGUUUGGUUUUUUUCUUCCACACAGCUUCGCUAAUGCCACAGAAAGGGCUCUUUUAAGAAAAGAUGAAGUGAAAAGUACUAAAAAAAAAGAUUCAGGUAAUUAUCCUUCAGCACUUUAUUGUUAUUCAGAAUACAAUUUAUGAUGGCACAUUUGCCCUGCAAAUGUCUUAAUGAAAUUGUUCUGAAUAAAAAGCUCCUUAUUUGUUUGAGGAAAAAAAAAAUUCAAGUGUACCUGUGAGUUGAAUGAGCUGGAUCCACUUGGGUUUUUGCUCGCAUUUUAUCCUGAGGGUUGAUGUCAUGGUAUUUAUGGAGUCAUCACUGCAAAGAAUCACCUUAGAUUUAUUUCAUCUUUAUUCAGUAAACAAAACAAAACAAAAACUCGUGAUGAAUAGUAGUAAAUAUAAAAAGCAUUAUAGACUUACUUUCUGGUUAAAUAAUUGAGGUUUAAUUUCUUUUUUAAAAGAUAUUUUACUAGGUUGGGAAUGGAAUUUCACUGUCAAAAAGGGUGAAUGGGAGAUAACUGGUCAUGGUUGCUCUCCAGCCUUUGAAUGAAGAGGCUUUAAAACCCGUCUUUACCAUGGGCAAAUUUGGUGGAACGUUUGAGGUGCCACAUAGAUUAACCCGUUUGUGAUUUAGACACACUUUCUAGAAAUACCAGACAUCAACAUUUUGAAAUCGUUUGCCUCUUAACCUUGUGGUACGUAUGCAUGAGCUUUUUUUUUUUUUUUUAAAAGGAAACUCUGUAUGUGCAGUAAAUCGACACUAGUAGAUCUCAGUAAUUUGGGGGUAAAAGAUGAGCAACUGGAUUUUUCAGUGAUUUAAUAUUACCCCCCUCCUUUGUUGGGCGGGGAGAAGAGUUUGGUAAGGCACACCUCACACUACCUGACGGGUGAACCUAAAUCCAACAACCCCAGGGCAGCUGAGGAUUUCCUCCCGUGGCGUAUCUUCCACCGCUAAAGAUGGAUCGCGUAAAACUGUUCGUCAGUCUUGAGAACUGAAUUGCCUUAUUUCAGUUAGGACACAAUUCUCCUCUGUUAGCCAUCUCCCCAAACGCUGUUAGGAGCUCUUGACAAAUUGUUUGAUAGCUCAGAAUAGUCCAUGAUUUUAUUUUGGAGGAGGUUGGUUAAUAAACGUGACCUCAGACACUGUUAAGGCCUUUGUCAGAAAGUGUUCUCAAAAUUGUUGACUGAAUCAAGAAGAUACGUUCAUGUGUUACUUUUUUUUAACCACAAGUGAGUACUCUAAUACUUAAUGAGCUACUUGUAGGCUGGAGUUGGUAAGUUUUGAUUAUGUUUCUGUAAAAACGCCUUGUAAGGCCUGCUGAAUUUUAGAUGUUCCUCUAUUGAU